UGCUCCUAGCAAGCCUCAAAUAACCUCUGUUGACAAGACCGAAAUGACAGUUUCUUGGACUGCACCAGACUCUGAUGGUGGCUCACCAAUCACCAGAUACAUUUUGGAGAAGAAGGAACCGUUCUCAUCCCGUUGGACUGAAGUCACCAAAGUGACCGACACUGAAUUCAAAAUAACUGGAUUGAAGGAAGGAUCUGAGUAUCAGUUCAGGAUCAGCGCUGAGAACAAAGCUGGUGUGGGUAAACCAAGCCAGCCUAGUGAACCGAAAGUGGCCAAACUGCCGUACGAUGUCCCUGAUGCUCCUAGCACUCCUGAGGUCUCAGACAUCAAACCAACAUCACUCACUCUCACCUGGACUGCUCCAGAACAUGACGGUGGAUCUCCAAUCACAGGAUACAUCGUGGAGAAGAAAGACAAGUUCAGCUCUCGCUGGACUAAAGUCACCAUCACCUCCAUACAAGACACAACCUUCAAUGUGAUUGGUCUUCAAGAAGGCACUGAGUACGAGUUCAGAGUGAGUGCCGAGAACAAAGCUGGAGUUGGUAAACCUAGUAAUCCAGCUUCCCUGAAGAUCUCGCCACCAAGUGCUCCCGGUAAGCCAGACGUGAGUGAAGUGACUGAUAAAGCCGCUACAGUCUCAUGGAGUAUUCCUGAGUCUGAUGGAGGCAGUAAGAUCCUCGGAUACAUCAUCGAGAAGUGUGACACCUCAAGAGACCGAUGGGUGAGGGUGAAUAGGAGCCUUGUGAAGGAGACUACUCUCAGAGUGGAGGAGUUGACAGUAAAGACCAAGUACCAGUUCAGAGUCAGUGCUGAGAACAAGGCUGGAACUGGGCCUGCCAGUGAACCAUCAGAUGUAGUGGAAGCUAAAUUGCCAUAUGAAAUUCCAAUGUCACCAGGCAGACCCUCCAUCAGUGACAUCACAGCCAACUCCAUGACCCUGUCUUGGAGUGCUCCAACAUCCGAUGGAGGCAGCCCAGUCACGUCUUACAUCAUCGAGAAGAAGGAGUCAUACGGCAAAUGGUCCCAGGUUGCCAAGACUGACGAAGAGUCUUACAAAGUGGUCGGUCUGAAGGAAGGUCAGAAGUAUGAGUUCAGAGUAGCCGCUGAGAACAAGGCUGGCAGGGGAAGCUUCAGUGAGGCCACAGCUCCAACGGAAGCUAAAGAACCUUAUGUGGUUCCUGAUGCCCCAGGCACACCAGACAUUUCAGACAUCAAGCCGUCAUCACUGACGCUAUCCUGGACAGCUCCUGAAAAUGACGGUGGGUCUCCCAUCACCGGUUACAUCAUCGAGAAGAAAGACAAGUUCAGCUCCCGCUGGACCAAAGUCAACAUUUCCUCAAUCAGAGAGACAACGUUCAACGUCACAGGCCUACAGGAGGGAGAGGAGUACGAGUUCAGAGUGACCGCCGAGAACAGAGCGGGACUCGGCAAGCCUAGCAACCCAGCGUCUCUGAAGAUUAGUCCUCCGAGCGCUCCUGGCAAACCCGACUUAAGCGAAAUCACCGAUAAAGCCAUCACCCUGAAAUGGACUGUGCCCGAGUCCGAAGGUGGAAGCCGCAUCACUGGUUACUUCAUUGAGAAGUGUGACACUUCGAAAGAGAGAUGGGUUAAAGUCAACCGGAGUGCCGUCAAGGAGACGACAUUCAGAGUGGAAGAACUGACAGCUAAGACAGAGUAUAGGUUUAGAGUCAGUGCCGAGAACAAGGCUGGUACUGGGCCUGCCAGUGAACCAUCUGAUGCUGCAGUGGCUAAACUGCCUUAUGAUGUACCCAAAUCUCCGAGCACACCAACCCUUAGCGACAUCACCUCCAAGUCCAUGACUCUGUCUUGGGAAGCCCCGAGAUCAGAUGGGGGAAGCCCCAUCACCGAUUACAUCAUUGAGAAGAGAGAACCCUUCGGCAAGUGGGUGCAAGUAGGCAAGACGUCAGACACAUCGUACACAGUCAAGGGUUUGAAGGAAGGCCAGGAGUAUGAGUUCAGGGUUGCUGCUGAGAAUAAGGCUGGAAUCGGCAACUUCAGUGAGGCAACUGAUUCAACAGUUGCCAAAGAACCUUACGAGGUGCCUGGAGUCCCUGGAACACCAGAUAUCUCAGACGUAAAGCCGACCACCCUAACUCUUACCUGGACAGCUCCAAAGAGUGAUGGCGGUGCUCCAAUCACCAACUACAUCAUCGAGAGGAAAGACAAGUUCAGCUCUCGCUGGACUAAAGUCAACAUCACCUCAGUCACGGAUACCAGCUAUAAUGUCACCGGUCUCCAAGAGGGGACAGAGUACGAGUUCAGAGUGACAGCUGAGAACAAGGCUGGUCAGGGUAAACCGAGCAACCCCGCUUCCUUGAAGAUCAGAAAGCCUGACGCUCCCAGCAAGCCCGAUGUUUCUGACAUCACUGACAAAUCUCUCAUCCUGACUUGGACGGCCCCUGAAUCAGACGGAGGCAGUAAGAUCCUUGGGUACAUUGUUGAGAAGUGUGACACCUCAAGAGACCGAUGGGUGAGGGUGAACAGGAGCCUUGUAAAGGAGACUACGCUGAGAGUGGAGGAGUUGACAGUGAAGAGCGAGUAUCGCUUUAGAGUGAGUGCUGAGAACAAGGCAGGAACAGGACCAGCUAGUCCACUGUCUGAUGCUGUUGUGGCCAAACUACCGUAUGACAAACCAGACUCGCCAAGCAAACCAACCAUCAGUGACGUCACAGCUCACUCCAUGACCCUGUCCUGGAAACCACCGACUGAAGACGGAGGAGCCAAGAUCAAGGGCUACGUGAUCGAGAAGAAAGAACCCUUCAGCUCCAAGUGGUCUCCCGUCGGUAACACAGAAGACACGUCCUUCACGGUGACAGGAUUGAAGGAAGGGACUGAGUAUGAGUUCAGAGUAGCUGCCGAAAACAAAGCUGGGAUGGGAGCGUUCAGCCCCACCACAGCGCCUACCGUGGCAAAAGAGCCUUAUGAUGUUCCAGAUGCCCCAGGCACCCCUGAACCAACAGAUGUCACCGAGCGCUCCAUCACCUUAACAUGGACUCCACCACCCUCAGACGGAGGCAGCAAAAUCCUUGGUUACAUCGUUGAGCGAAAGGACGCCUACAGCACCAGAUGGGCUAAAGUCACAAGAGACAGAGUUACAGAGACCACACUGAAGGUUACGGACGUCAAGGAGAACUCAGAGUACACGUUCAGAGUGAUUGCUGAGAAUAAGGCAGGACCUGGGAAGCCCAGCGAGCCGUCUGCACCUGUUGUUGCCAAACGUCCCUACGACGUUCCAGGUGCCCCGGGAACCCCAAGCAUUUCUGACGUCACAGCCACCAGUGUGGCCCUCUCCUGGACCCCACCCCCGUCUGACAAUGGCUCACCCAUCACGUCCUACAUCAUUGAGAAGAAGGAGAAAUUCAGCAGUCGCUGGAGUAGAGUCAAUCCGACCUCAGUAACGGACACGACAUUCAUUGUUGAGAACCUCAAAGAGGGUGAUGAGUAUGAGUUUAGAGUGAGUGCUGAGAAUAAAGCUGGAGUUGGGAAACCGAGUCAGGCUACGAUACCUGUGGUUGCGAAGCCACCCUAUGAUGUUCCUGAUGCUCCAGGCAAACCCAAAAUCACCAGCACUACAGCCAAGACGGCCAAUAUUACCUGGGCAGCCCCACCGUCUGAUGGAGGCAGCCCAAUCAAGAACUACGUCAUCGAGAGAAAAGACAGGUUCUCAACACGAUGGACCGUCGUGAACAGAGAUGAGACGGUGACCGAGACAAGCUUUGUGGUGAGAGACUUGAAGGAGGGUGAAGAGUACCAGUUUAGAGUAGCCGCUGAGAACAAGGCGGGAGUCGGGAAACCAUCUGAGCCGUCGGAGCCUAGGGUCAUCAAGCCUGCAUAUGAUGUUCCAGGAGCACCAGAUGCCCCUACCCUCACUGACAUCACGAGCAUCACAAUGACACUAACCUGGUCACCCCCACAUGACGACGGUGGUAGUCCAAUCACUGGCUACACCAUCGAGAAACGAGACAAGUACACUACGAAAUGGACCAAGGUCAACAGGUACUCAGUGACCGAGACAACACUCAAGGUGACCGAGUUGAGAGAAGGGACCGAGUAUGAGUUCCGAGUAGCUGCUGAGAACAAAGCUGGAGUCGGGAAGUUCAGCGAGCCAUCUCAGAAGAAGGUUGCCAAACAACCUUAUGAUGUACCAGGCAUUCCCGGCACUCCAGAUAUCUCUGACAUCACAGCCACGACGCUCAACCUGACAUGGAUAGCUCCCUCUAGUGAUGGUGGAAGUCAAAUCACGACGUACAUCAUUGAGAAGAAGGAGCAGUUUGCCAGUCGAUGGAGCCGAGUCAACAAAGACUCCAUCACCGAUCUUACAUACAAGGUGAAUAACUUGACUGAAGGCAAUGAGUACCAGUUCCGAGUGACAGCUGAGAACAAGGCCGGUGCAGGGAAACCUAGCCAACCUACAGCAACAGUCAUUGCCAAACACCCAUAUGGUGUUCCAUUAGCACCAGGCACUCCAACUCUCUCCAACAUCACAAGCACCUCAAUGACUGUGACCUGGUCUCCGCCCGAGUCUGACAAUGGCAGCCGCAUCACCGGCUACAUCAUAGAGAAGCGGGAUCGCAUGAGCACACGCUGGACUAAAGUCAACAGGGAGACUGUGACGGAGACUACCUACAGUGUGACUGGCCUGACUGAAGGAUCGGAGUAUGAGUUUAGGGUCAGUGCUGGGAACAAAGCUGGGGUGGGAGAACCAAGCGAGCCGUCGAGAUCGACUGUUGCCAAACCGCCAUAUGAUGAACCAGAUGCACCAGGCCAGCCAUCCAUCUCCAACAUCACCGCCUCCUCCAUGACACUAACCUGGACUCCGCCCCCUUCAGAUGGCGGUAGUCCCAUCACAGGCUACAUCAUUGAGAAGAAAGAUCGCUUCAGUUCUCGCUGGUCGCGCGUCAAUGAUUACAGUACUCAGGAUGUUGAGUACAUUGUGAGUGGUCUGAAGCAGGGUUCCGAGUAUGAGUUCCGAGUAGCUGCUGAGAACAAAGCAGGAGUUGGGAAACCCAGCGAGUCGACUGGCUACAAAGUGGCUAAACCUCAAUAUGAUGUGGCUGACUCACCUGGCACCCCAGAGAUCACCGACAUCAAACCGACCUCCGUGACCCUCAACUGGUCCCCUCCAGACUCAGACGGCGGUUCCAACAUCCAGGGAUACAUCAUCGAGAAGAAGGACAAAUUCUCGCCCCGCUGGACUCGCGUCAACGCCUCUCUCGUCGAAGACACUAGCUUCACUGUCACCGGCCUCUCGGAAGGCCAGGAGUGCGACUUCAGAAUCACUGCAGAGAACAAAGCUGGGCCGAGUAAACCGAGUAACAUCUCUACUUACCACAUUCAACCACCUGAUGCUCCGAGUUGUCCCGAGGUCUCCAACAUUCAGGAGAACUCUUUAACUCUCAACUGGUCUCCACCCCAGUCUGACGGUGGCAGUAAGAUCACCGGUUACUAUGUAGAGAAGAGGGAUGUAACUAAAGACCGCUGGGUGCGAGUCAACAGAGCACCUGUGAGGGAGACUACGAUGGUUGUUCCUGACUUGAUGUCGAAGGCUCAGUACGAGUUCAGAGUGAUUGCCGAGAAUAAGGCUGGGCCUGGGAAACCUAGUGAGCCUACACAGCAGGUCUUGGUCAAACCACCUUAUGAAAUCCCAGAGUCUCCUAGCACUCCUGAAGUAUCCGAUGUCACCAAGACAUCUGCCACAGUGUCAUGGCAACCACCCACAUCUGAUGGAGGAAGCAAGAUCCUUGGUUACACGGUUGAGAUGAAGGAGCAGUACUCAACUCGCUGGACCGUCGCAGCCAAACCUCAAGACACGGAAUGCAAGGUCACCAAGCUGACUCCCGGCAAGGAGUAUGAGUUCAGAGUGAGAGCUGAGAACAAGGCUGGGCUGAGUGAACCAAGCAGACCUUCCAAGACCUUUGUUGCAAAGGAUGCUUAUGAUGUUCCUGAUGCACCCAGCCGACCCACUGCAAGCAACAUCCAGGAGCAUUCAGUAACGUUGUCAUGGUCACCGCCAGCAUCUGAUGGAGGAGCUAAGAUCUCAGGCUACAUCAUUGAGAUGAAGGAGGAAUUCUCUAGCAGAUGGACUCAGGUGACCAAAGAGCGUAUCACAGACACUGAGUUCACAGCAACCAAACUCAAGGAAGGGACUCAGCACACAUUCAGAGUGAGUGCAGAGAACAAGGCUGGCUUGGGUAAACCCAGUGAACCAUCCGCAACAGUCACACCCAAGAAACCGUACGGUGUUCCAGAUGCCCCAGGCAAACCAGAAAUCACAACCUCGACAUCAACCUCAGCAUCCAUCACUUGGACUCCUCCGUCAUCUGAUGGCGGUAGCCCCAUCACCGGUUACGUCAUCGAGAAACGAGAAGGCGAUAUGGGCCGCUGGACCAAGUGCAGUCGAUAUGAAGUCACCGAGACAUCGUUUACCGUGAGGGAUUUGAUGGAAGGGAAGGAGUAUGAGUUUAGAGUCAGUGCUGUGAAUAAGGCUGGCGCUGGUGAGCCUAGUGCACCGUCAGAAAGUGUGACUACCAAGCCACCGUACGUGUCACCUGAUGCACCCAGCACCCCAGAAGUUACUGACACAACGUCUCGCUCCGUCAGUCUGUCAUGGAACAAACCCAAAGACGACGGCGGUGACAAAAUCACCGAUUACAUCAUUGAGAAGAAAGAACCGUUCAGCAUCCGAUGGACUGAGGUCGGGCGUACUCCAGACACUAGCCUGACUGUCAAUGGUCUGAAGGAAGGGGAGGAGUUACAGUUCAGAGUGACAGCUGUGAAUAAGGCGGGGCCGGGCAAACCGAGUCAUGACACCGACAAAAUUGUUGUGAAACCACCUUACGAUGUCCCAGAUGCCCCUGGCCAGCCAACAGCCACAGACGUCAACUCUACUUCCAUGACAGUGAACUGGACCGCACCCAAAUCUGAUGGAGGAAGUCGCAUCAUCACUUACAUCAUCGAGAUCAAGGAGCAGUUCUCCACGUACUGGAAGAGAGUCAAUCCUCAUGAAGUGACUUCAACUUCCUUCAAGGUGUCUUCCUUGAAGGAAGGUAACAGCUAUGAGUUCAGAGUGAGUGCUGAAAACAAGGCUGGUGUAAGCAAACCGAGUCCAGUGUCGGAGACGUACACUGCUAAACCACCAUAUGAUGUUCCAAGCCAGCCUGGCACUCCAGACAUCUCCAACAUCCAACCCACCUCCAUGACUCUAUCAUGGGCUCCACCUACCUCUGAUGGAGGCAGCCCAGUCACAGGCUACAUCAUUGAGAGAUGUGACACCGCUAGCAAUCGCUGGGUUCGAGUCAACAAGUACACGGUAAAAGAUCUGAGUUACACCGUUGCAGAUCUGAGAGAAGGCAACGAGUACAUGUUUAGAGUUAGCGCUGAUAAUGCUGCAGGAGUCGGCAAACUGAGUGAGGAAUCGGCGGCGAAGGUCGCUAAACAUCCUUAUGAUAUCCCUGGCGCCCCGUCAAGACCGCUCAUCUCACACAUCGACACUACCAAGAUGACAGUUAGCUGGUCCCCACCAGACUCAGACGGUGGCAGUCCAAUCACAAACUACGUCCUGGAGCGCAAGGACAAGUUCUCAACUCGUUGGAUGAGAGUCACUCGUGAUAGGAUCUCGGAGACUGAGUUUACUGUUCAGGGUUUGAUGGAAGGGACUGAGUAUGAGUUCCGAGUAGCUGCUGAGAACAAAGCUGGAUUGGGACCUGCUAGUGAGCCAUCGGAGAGUAAAGUUGCUAAGGCACCUUACGAUGUUCCAGAUGCCCCAGGCACUCCAGACAUAUCUGACGUCACCUCCUCAUCAAUGGUCCUGACCUGGGCUGAGGCUUCUUCAGACGGAGGCAGUCCCAUCACGACUUACAUCGUCGAGAAGCGAGACCGCUUCACAUCUCGCUGGACCCGCGUCAAUAAAUACAACCUCACCGAGACCACGUACACCGUGACAGAUCUCAAGGAAGGGUCUGAGUAUGAGUUCCGAGUGUCUGCUGAGAAUAAGGCUGGUGUGGGUAGACCCAGUGAGCCAUCAAGAACUGUCAAGGCUAAGCCACCUUAUGAGUCACCAUCAUCACCAGCCACGCCCGUGGUAUCCAACAUCACACCCGAUUCCAUGACCCUCUCCUGGUCACCGCCCAAGACAGACGGAGGCAGCCCCAUCUCCGGUUACUACGUGGAGAAGAAAGACCGCUUUGGGCUGCGCUGGACUAGAGUCAACCGUGAACCGACCCAAGACACGACGAUGAGGGUACCGGGACUGAGCGAGGGCGAGGAGUACCAGUUUAGGGUGGUUGCCGAGAACAAAGGAGGUGAAGGGAAGCCUAGUGAGUCGACAGGGCCAACAGUUGCCAAGGCACCUUAUGAUGUUCCUGGUGCACCAAGCGUCCCUCAAAUCCCCAAAGUCACCGAAUCCACCAUGACUCUGCACUGGGCCGAACCCCUCUCGGAUGGCGGUUCACCCAUCAUCGGCUAUCACAUUGAGAGGAAGGAAGCUCUUGGCAGACACUGGUCUCGUGUUACCCGUGAGCCGGUCAGUGAUGUGACCUACAAGGCUACUGGCCUGACUGAGGGAUCGGAGUAUGAGUUCAGAGUGUUUGCUGUCAACAAGGCUGGAGUUGGUGGUCCCAGUAAUGCGUCAAAUGUCACCAAAGCAAAACCACCUUAUGAUGUACCUGACACUCCUGGGACACCCGUCAUCUCCGAUACAACCUCCUCUUCCAUGCACCUGUCGUGGUCUGAGCCUGAAUCAGAUGGAGGCAGUCCAAUCACCGGCUACAUCGUGGAGAAACGGGAGCGAUUCAGCACCCUGUGGGCUCCUGUAACCAAACGAGAAGUGCCCGAGGCUUCCUAUACAGUGACUGGGUUGACGGAAGGGACGGAGUACGAGUUCCGAGUAGCUGGUCAGAACAAGGCUGGAGUUGGCAAGUUUAGUGAGCCGACAAGACCUACCGUUGCCAAACCACCUUACAAUAUUCCUGAAGCACCUGGCUCACCGGAAGUCACAGACAUCACAGCAAACUCCAUGACUCUUCACUGGUCCCCGCCAUCCUCUGACGGUGGCAGCCCUAUCACGGGCUACAUCGUUGAGCGCAGGGAUACCAGCAAGAUGGGCUGGACUGUAGCCAAUCGGGUACCGAUCACCGACACGACGUUCACCGUGCCAAACCUGCGGGAAGGGACUGAGUAUGAGUUCAGGAUCAUCGCUGAGAACAAGGCGGGAACUGGCAAGCCAGGAGCAGCCUCGCAGCCUAAACUUGCAAAGGCUCCAUAUGAUGUACCAGAUGCCCCAGGCACCCCAGAGAUCUCCAACAUCACCGCGACCUCCAUGACCCUCACCUGGUCUCCACCCAAGUCUGACAAUGGCAGUCCAGUCACCAACUACAUUAUUGAGAUGAGACAAGACUUUGCCAUGCGCUGGACCAAGAUAAGCACAUCUGUUAUGGAGACUACACACACCGUGACUCGCCUGUCUGAGGGCAGCAAGUAUGUGUUCAGAGUGGCGGCUGAGAACAAGGCCGGCGCUGGGAAAUUCAGUGAGCCGUCUGACCAAGCCUUAGCCAAGCCACCUUAUGAUGCACCGGGUUCCCCAGAUGUGCCAACAGUGUCUGACGUCACUGCGAAUAGUGCCCUCUUGAGUUGGUCUCCACCCAUCGAGGAUGGAGGUGCCGACCUCACAGGUUACGUCAUUGAAAAGAAGGACAAGUUUUCAACACGCUGGACUAAAGUGGAUGAGGUGAAUGCGGAUGUAACAUCUCUCCCUGUCCGUGGCCUAUCUGAGGGUAAUGACUAUGAAUUCCGUGUCAGUGCUACCAACAAGGCUGGAGUCGGCAAGCCGAGUGACUCGUCCAAUAGAUUCACGGCAAAGGCGCCAUAUGAUGUUCCUGAUGCACCAAGUGCCCCAACAAUCCUAGAAUCCAGCGAGACCUCAAUGACUCUCUCCUGGACCCCGCCCAUCAGCGACGGUGGUAGCCUCGUCACCGGUUACAUCAUAGAGAGGCAUGAUCUCAGCACUAGUCGCUGGGUCAAGGCACACAGGGAACCGGUGACAGACACGACGUACACUGUCCGGGAUUUGACAGUGGAUAAGAAGUACGAGUUUAGAGUCAGUGCUGAGAAUAAGGCCGGUGUUGGAAAAGCCAGUGAGCCAUCGGCUCCUAGAACGGCUAGACCUCCAUAUGAUGUCCCAGAUGCCCCAGGUAAGCCAGAAGUCACCAAAACAGACAGCACCGAGAUCACCAUCGCUUGGACCCCACCCUCGUCAGACGGUGGCAGCAAGAUCAUCGGAUACAUCAUCGAGAAGAAAGAUCGCUUCAGUACUCGCUGGCAGAAGAUCAACCGCUACACAGUCACUGAAACCACCUUCCAAGCCACGGGGCUGAGUUUCAAGAUGGAGUAUGAGUUUAGGGUGAGCGCUGAGAAUCAAGCGGGGGUCGGCAAGCCUAGCGAGCAGUCUGAUGUUGCUGUUGCUAAACCACCUUAUGAUGUUCCAGAAUCUCCUGAGAAUGUCACCAUCACAGCAACCACCUCCAACUCAGCCUCCUUGUCCUGGAGCCCACCUCGUUCAGACGGCGGCGCACCAAUCACCGGUUAUAUCGUGGAGAAGAAAGAUCAGUACAGCUCACGCUGGACUAGAGUCAAUCGCAUCCCAGUCACAGAGACUCAGAUGAUUGUACCGGACUUGAAGGAAGGCAUGGAGUACGAGUUUAGGGUCAGCGCUGAGAACAAGGCUGGUGUUGGACGGACCAGUGAACCUACUAGACCGACUGUCAUCAAACCACCAUUUGACAUACCAGGUUCUCCUUCAGCGCCAUCAGUCACCGACAUCACCAGCACCUCCAUGACCCUGUCCUGGUCACCACCCACCACCGACGGAGGCAGUCCAAUCACUGGCUACGUCAUCGAGAAGCAAGAACCGUUCAGCUCUCGUUGGACUCCCGUAGAGACGUUUACCGGGACUUCGGGAACCAUCGGAGGUCUGCGUGAGGGGAAUGAGUAUCAGUUCCGUGUGGUUGCUGCUAAUAAGGCAGGCAACGGGAAACCUAGUGCGUCAAGUCAGCCGAGGGUGGCCAAACCUCCAUAUGAUGUGCCUGGCCCACCCGGUACCCCAUCAAUCACCGAAACCACAGAAACCUCCAUGACUCUUGAGUGGUCUCCACCUCUCUCUGACGGCGGCUCCAAGAUCAUCGGCUACGUCAUCCAGAAGAAAGAGAAACUGGCCCUGCGAUGGGUACCAGUGAAUCACCUGAGUAUUGCAGAGACGACGUACACUGUCAGGGAUCUGGUGGAGAGGUCAGAGUACCAGUUUAGAAUCCUGGCUGAGAAUAAGGCUGGGUUUGGCCCGCCUAGCGACUCAUCGGUGACUAAGAUGGCAAAACCUGCUUAUGAUCUACCAGGCCAACCUGAACCACCGACUGUCACCAGCACCACCAAGUCAGCCAUCUCGCUCUCCUGGUUGCCUCCUCUAUCCGACGGAGGUAGCAAGAUCACUGGCUACUUCCUUGAGAAGCGAGAAGCCUUUGGAUUCAAGUUCUCUCGGGUCACUUCUCACUCCAUCCACGAGACGGAGUACACAGUGACCAACCUACGGGAGGGCAGUCAGUAUGAGUUCAGAGUCAGUGCUGAGAACAAAGCCGGAGCCGGACCACCCAGUGAGCCUUGCAGACCGGUUAUUGCAAAGGCUCCAUACGACACCCCGAGUGCACCAGGAGUUCCAGCAAUCUCCGACGUGACUGCUACCUCCCUGACACUCACUUGGACCCCACCGACCCAAGACGGAGGCAAUCCAAUCACAGGAUACAUCAUUGAACGAGCAGAUCGGUUCAGCACCCGCUGGUCCCCCAUCACUAAGGAACCAGUGACGGGAUGCAGCUAUGUGGUCAGGGACAUCCCUAAAGGAACGACGUAUCAGUACAGAGUGUCGGCAGUCAAUGAUGCGGGGACGGGUAGACCGAGUGACGUAACUGAUGCCAAGGGAGCUGCAGUUGCUCCAAAGCUUGACCUGAACAAAUACCGUGACACGCUGGUGGUCAGAGCUGGUACCACCUUCCACCUCGACGUCCCCUACAAAGCCAAACCCAAACCGACGGUCAAAUGGGACAAGGAUGGUGUGCCUCUGGUGUCUUCUACUCGCGUCAAGAUUGAGACUAGCGAUCGAGAGACGGUCUUGACUGCCAAGAACUGUGUAAAGGGAGAUGAGGGAGCAUAUAAACUUAGCGUCAGCAACUCAGCAGGCAGUGAGAAUGCAAUCAUUCACGUCCAGGUGAGAGUUGUGGAUAGGACUGUCGCCAAAUGGUUCUUGAUCGUCCCAGCCCACCUCAAGGUCCUCUAG
This is a messenger RNA of Patiria miniata (bat star), 12340 nucleotides long. Its product is annotated as titin-like. The record is from RefSeq and is a predicted model, not a curated record. Lineage: Eukaryota; Metazoa; Echinodermata; Asteroidea; Valvatida; Asterinidae. The coding region runs from base 44 to 12340 and encodes 4098 amino acids. Gene Ontology annotation, molecular function: protein binding. The transcript has 41 exons.